This is a messenger RNA of Blepharisma stoltei, 540 nucleotides long. The record is from the annotation of a GenBank genome assembly. NCBI's taxonomy places the organism in Eukaryota, Ciliophora, Heterotrichea, Heterotrichida, Blepharismidae.
AUGAAAGCGAGAAAAACUCCUACAAGCCCGUUUAGGAAAGGAGAAAACAGAAGGAAAAAUAAUUUAGAUGAAGAGCAGCUAGCUGAAAUUAAAGAAGCUUUUGAUUUGUUUGAUACUGAGCAUUCUAAUGAAAUAGAUGCAAGAGAAUUAAAAGCGGCAAUGCGAGCUUUAGGUUUUGAAUUAAAGAAAAAUGAUAUAAGACAGAUCAUGCAAGAUCUAGACAAAGACGUAACUGAAAAAAUCGAUUUUACCCAAUUUCUAUCAAUAAUGGCUCCAAGAAUGUCCCAAAAAGAUACACGUGAGCAGAUCAUGAAAAUUUUUAAGCUGUUUAACGAAGAAAAAAAUGGGAAAAUCUCUUUUCGGGAUUUAAAAAGAGUUGCGACUGAGCUAGGAGAAAGUCUAAACGACGAUGACCUUCAUUCAAUGAUAGAAGAAGCUGAUAAAGAUGGGGACGGACUGCUAAGUUUUGAUGAGUUUUACAGAGUCAUGAAGAAGCGAGGCAAUGAUCCUCUUCAAGAUAUUGAUAGUGAUAGCGACUAA